Trichobilharzia szidati is the source of this 1779-nucleotide messenger RNA. The record is from the annotation of a GenBank genome assembly. Lineage: Eukaryota; Metazoa; Platyhelminthes; Trematoda; Strigeidida; Schistosomatidae.
AUGACCUUAUUGCCUCAAGGGAAUGCAGAUAAUCCUAAAUGUAAUAAUAAUAAAGUAAAUGAGACUACUUCAGCAAUUUCAACACAUGACUACAUCAUAAACACUUCAUCUAUCCGCCUACCGUUUAUUGCUGCUGGACUAGUGAAUGCUGCUGUUGCAGAAUUAUUGAAUCAGUUAUCGUGUCGUUUCUUUGAAAUGGCUAUUAUCACACCGAAAAUACGCGACAGUGAAAUAGAAUCUCCAGUGGACGCAGUUCAAAUUCAGCAAAUGUCAGAAAGUCAUAACAAUGAGAAUAAUAAUAGUAAUAAUGAUAAUGAUAACAAUAAUAAUCUUUCAACCCCUCCGGAAUUACCAGUCACCAACGAGAAUAAAUUAGCAUCACAAAAUAAAACAGAUCAGAAUUCCACAUUGCAACCAGUGGAAGUCAAUGAAAGCCUAUUCCCCGAGUCCCUUUCUUCUCCCCCUAUUCCUCAGCCUCCUCCUCCUCCUGCUCCGGUAUCUUCACCAACAGUAUCAUCAUCAAUCCCUUUAUUCACUAAUCCCAAUUAUCAUGUAGAACCAAUGAAGAUUAAAGAAGAAUCAGAGAUGGAUUUCCCAUUGGAUUUAAAUAUUGAACAGUCUGAUCCAAUCGAUAAUAGUAACGGUAGUAAUAGUAGUAAUAAUAUUGAUGAUUACUCAACAUUACAAGAGCAUGUUAAUAACUUUUUGAAUGAUGCAAUGACUGGACACUACAACCAACAACAAGAACACUGUCAACUUCAGCAGACCUCUCAAUCAUCGAAUUUAACACAUAUCACUACAGUGGAUUAUUUAAAACGUCAUCCAUGUACCUAUCGUGGUUGUGGUAAGGUGUUCUAUAGUCGAACAAGUUUAAUUUAUCAUAAACAAAGUCAUGCGAUAGAUAAACCAUACAUGUGUACAUAUCCUAAUUGUGGUAUGACGUUUUUUAAUGAAAAUUUGCUGAAAACACAUUGUCAACUACAUGAACCAAAACAGUUGCGUGAAAGAUUUUCAUGUACAAUGCCAGGAUGUAAUAAGGUGUUUGUUACACGUGAAUGCCUUAUUGAACAUAUACGUGUACAUACAGGAGAAAGACCAUUCAUCUGUGAUUAUCCUGGAUGUAUGCAUCGUUUUGCACGACGGUGUAAUCUUUUCGCGCAUAAACGUGUUCAUUUAGAUAAAAAUCAACGUCGACAAUACCAUUGUAUUCAUGCUGGUUGCAAUAAAACAUUUUUGUAUUCACGUAGUCUCACAGAACAUAUGAAUGUUCAUCUCGGUGAAAGACCAUAUGUUUGUGAGUAUCCAGGAUGUAAAAAAAGUUUUACCAGUAAGAGUUAUUUAUAUGCACAUAGACGAAUCCAUUUAACUAGUGUAGAUAAACAAUCGAUAAACAAUUCGACAGGUACUACUAUCACUAAUUCAUCAACGAUCAAUAAUAAUCAUAAUAAUCCGUCGUAUGAAUCGAAUAAUAAUAAUGUUCCACCAAUACCAGUCACUAUGACUAUCCCAGUUCUUCAACCAAUAAUCAAUUAUCAUCAUCCAUUUACACAAUCGAUUAUUUCAAAUAAACACCAACAACAACAACCAACCCUUCAAUUACAACAACAACAACAAUCACACCAUCAAAUGCUUCAACAACACCAACAACAAUUACAACUACAAGGUCAGUUACAACAUCAUCUUUUAUCGAAUAGUAAUAAUAUUAAUAAUAAUAGUAACAUUACCAUGACAACGAAUAACAUACCAGCACAUUUAUUCUAUCCUAAUCAGCAUAACUAA